Acromyrmex echinatior (Panamanian leafcutter ant) is the source of this 816-nucleotide messenger RNA. RefSeq lists its product as uncharacterized. The record is from RefSeq and is a predicted model, not a curated record. NCBI's taxonomy places the organism in Eukaryota, Metazoa, Arthropoda, Insecta, Hymenoptera, Formicidae.
UCCAUAUCGAAUGUCACUUCACCAGGCCAUGACAUUGGACGAUCAUAGACAAAGACUGAUAUUCUGUAAUUGGAUUACUCAACAAUUACCUACUUUCCAUAGAAGUAUCUUGUUUUCUGAUGAGUGCACCUUCAAAAGUGACGGCGAAGUGAACACACAUAAUCUCCGUUAUUGGGCGCAAGAGAAUCCACAUUGGUAUCGAGAAAUCGAUCAUCAACGUAUCUGGAAAGUCAAUGUUUGGUGCGGAAUUGUUGAUACGCAUAUCGUCGGACCAUUUUUCUUUGAAGAAAAUCUAAACCGUUUUCUGAUGGAUGUCCAGCCCACACGUCUGUCAUUGCUCGUCAACAACUGAACCGCAUAUUUCGCGGCCAAUGGAUAGGUAAAUAUGGUCCACAUAACUGGCCACCACGAUCACCGGAUCUUACAAUUUUGGAUUUUUAUUUGUGGGGAAGAAUAAAAGACCUCGUAUACCGCGAACGACCUACGACUUCAGAAGACAUGAAGAACAGAAUUCGAGAAGCCAUUCAGUCUCUAGAUCCUGUCGAAAUUCGUCGGGUGACGGAUGAUUUUCAACGAAGAAUAACAGCCUGCAUACAUGCACGUGGAGGACACUUCGAAAAUCUAGACUGAACACAUGCGUACGAACAAAGGUGACGGCAAGGGGAACCACCUUAAAAAAGCACCCCGACGAGGUGUAAGUCCGACCUUGUGACCUCCACGUGGUACAUCUUGGGUAACGCUGACACAGGCGGCAUCGACUGUUCAAGAUCUUGAUAAUUAGGAAUCUUUAAAAAUCGAUGUACACGACUACAAAUG